AUGUCACCGAUCCGCUACGGCUUCACCCCUGCUGGGUGUUGGGCAGGUAUUGCUCUCAUCUUUCGGAAUUUCAGAAGAAGUGAAAGCGUCUCGCUCAACGAAAGUGACGAUCGCGUCCGCGAACUGUCCAAAGAGAACGUCUCCCUCAAAGAACAGGUGUUCCUUGCUCAAGAGAAGGUUCGAGAGCUUCAAGUCGAAGUUGCUGCUAAGAAUAGUGAGAUCGCCUCGGCUAAACGUGGAAUCGAAGAGCUCAGCAGAAACUCGACCACUGCAUCUGCAUCCAACACAGAAUUGGCCCGGUUACAAGUGUCUUUACGGAACCUACAACUUCAGGAAGAACUUCUUCGUGAGGAUAACGCCCAAUUACGAGUGCAAAUCGAUUUGGCGGAGAAGUCACGGCUAAUUGCCAAAAAAGACGCUGAUUCGUUGGCGGCCAUGCAUCAAGCUCUUCUGAGCGAUCACGAUCGUCUACAGAACCUGCACGAUCUGCUCACCCAGGAUUACGAACGUGCUCGUCUCGAAAACGUCGACAUGAAGUCAAAACUGAAAUCACAGCGGCCGAUCGCCGUUAGCCACUCGCGUGAGUUGGAUGAAAUGCGAACGGCUCUCGAGCAUGAACGUACCGAGCGAGAUCGCCAACUGAGAGCCUAUGCCGAUCUUCAUAACGAGCAAGGAGCUCUGAAAAGGGAACUCGAUCAGAUCAGAAAAGAAAACGACUGCUUGUCGAGGAAUUGUGAUGGUCUCGGAUCGGAAGUGAGGAAACUAAAACUAGCCGAGCAGGCUCAACGAGCCACUGUUGAAGACCUGAUGACGACCGUUGAAGAGCAGACGAAGAGCAUCCAGGCCAAGGAGAUCGAAAUUGCCAAACUUCACAACGCUAUUGAGCUUCUGACCAAAGUGAAUCGUGUUUAUGAAGAGGAGAGCAAGAACCUUGGACGACAGGAUAAGCUCAACGCUCUUCAACGUCAUAAAGAAAAGCUGGAAGAGAAAAUUAUGGAUCAAUACCGAUCGAUGGAAAACAAGAAAUCCGCUGAGCGACAGAAACAACCGUUGGUGAAGCGAGCGGCAAAGGCUCUGAUCAACAGGCGUCGUCCAUCAGUGCCAAGCGGUGGUUCGACUACCGAGGACAGCAGUGUGUACAGCGCUGAUGAGGGAUCGCCACCACUCGUAAACGGUAAAUCCCAGCACAAAGCUGCACUUGCAGACACCGCUGCACAAAACACCCAAACGUCACCACCACCACCUAAGACGAGCGCCACUGCUACAACCCCUGCACCGCCGGUCCCAGCACGCAGCAUCGUGUACGGAAUUGACGACUUCGAUCCAUUUCCACCAACGUGCUCCUCUUCCGAAGACCACGAUCGUAUAACACCGCCUCAUGAAUCGACAUUUACUUCCCUGGAGGCAAUCCACAACGACUUUGUUCGUUUCCGUAAUGAUGCCGUCGGCGGUUCACUCAGGGACUAUUCCCCUCGUCGAACACCCACGCUCAAUCAGGUCUCCUAUAACGGUGCCGAGAAGUCUGCUGAUGGUCCACAAGUAACUGCUCUGCCGCCUCGAGCACCCAUUAGGAACAUUGGUGCUACUGCUUCACUCCGCACUCGUCCACCUCCCCCUCCAUAUUCUUCCAACGGGAAGCAGAAACCGCCACCCUAUCCCGGUCGAGCAUCUUCGGUGACAUCCUCGUGCUCCACCCCACUGCCGCCCUCAUUUGUUCCUCAGUCCGCUUCAACGCCAAAAAGCGACAAAGGUUCACCCGUUAGAGAGAUUCAGAAACCACUGGACGUUGUCGUCGGCGAAGGCGAACGGCGAACUUUCGUGAGAGAAAAGGAAGAACGUCUCGAUAAGGCGAUGAGCAUUUACGAAAACGUGCAACAAGCAGAGGUCCGAGCUAAUGAGAGCACCGUAUGGUACGAAUAUGGUUGCGUCUGA
Molecule: messenger RNA, 1932 nt
Organism: Haemonchus placei
Lineage: Eukaryota; Metazoa; Nematoda; Chromadorea; Rhabditida; Trichostrongylidae
Source: the annotation of a GenBank genome assembly